Molecule: messenger RNA, 4950 nt
Organism: Cladocopium goreaui
Lineage: Eukaryota; Dinophyceae; Suessiales; Symbiodiniaceae
Source: the annotation of a GenBank genome assembly
AUGUGCCCACAGUACUUGAGGUCACCGCAAGAGAGCGUUGGUUGCUGUCACGGUGCGUGCCUACGAAAGCAAGCCCUUUGGUCUGCGUUGAAAGAAAGCAGAGUUGCGGCGGAGAAAGACGAGAUGUCUUACAUAGCUGAUUUUGCUGCAGAUUCCGCCCGAAUUGUGGAGCAAGCAGGAAUUCACGCUCAUACUGCGUCAUGUUACAAGUAUGAAAGCGGACGUGAGCAGGAUGGCAAGCCAGAACAUUGCCGCUUUGGGUACGUCCAUUUUGUGACUUUGUGGUGUUGGGCCAUUGUUUUGCGCCGUGGCAAGCAGGUGAAAGCAGCCGUGCAGCGAGUGUUUGCAAGAUUUGGCAAGGAGCCAGUACUUCCCAAAGGGUACAUGCCUACACCUUUCGAAAAAGAACAUGGCAUUGCGGCAACGUUGGACAUGUUUGCCCCACACCAUCCGGGACUGGGAAGUCAGAUCAAUGCCAAAGAAAGCUUGGACCGACCUGGCCGCAUUCAGACGGUGCGUGUGCAUCCAAGAGAGACAUCCACCUUGGUGAGCGGAAUUGUCUCCCAUAGGGGCAACUUGGACUAUCAGGACUUGCGGACUGUCCUGGACGAUGCCGAUGAUGACAACGUUCCGUUGCCGCCCGAAAUCAAGGUGCAUCGCCAAGGCCCGUUGCAGCCCUGCCGUUCGUUGCUAGUGAACGGAGGUGUCACAAUGCCCCAAGCCUAUACUGUCCGUUUCCUCGGGAGCUGCUUGCAAAAAGAAGAGGUGAAGGCCUUGAUGGUUGCUACCCGUACUUUCUAUUGGAUGUUGGAACCUAGAGCUGGAGUAGCUGAAAUGCCACGGGUGGGCGACCGGCAGCGUGAUGCAAGCUGGAAGAUUUUUUCCAGAGCUGUGGUUGACGGCAUUGUUUCGGCAAUGCGAAGUGCAGUGCAGAUUAGCUUCUACAUUUGUGACUACUCCACUAAACCUAAUGUGACAUCGGGCCGCGUUUUGCAGUACAUGCACAAAGGAAUGCAACGGUUGGAGGCAGAACUGCAGGAGAAAGAGUGCGUGCAGAAAGUGUUGGAGCUCGAGGCUGCUGGUUUCUUGGAUGAUCCUGGCCGAUUGCCUUCCGGUGUGCAAACUUUGGAAGGUAAGAAUUUGUCUGAGGCCGAAAAAAGGCAAGAGAAGGUGAGACGCAUUCUGAUCCGCCUGUGGAGCGCUGCAAACUAUUCUUAUUUGAAAGGACAUGAAGCUUUGCGAAGAGAAGAAACCAAAACCAUGGAAGUAGGAGAGACAGAGGAAGACGUGGCCCUAACCCUGAUCGAAGUGGAGCAAGCGGAUGGGAAGUAUAGUGUCCAAGUGAGCAACGAUGCAUUUGUCGACGAUUGGUACCACCGUGGCCCAGACCUUGCUUGGAUGAGCCAUUAUCUCUACGCGAUGUAUGUCAGGGUUGUGCCGAAAUCUGAUGGCCUGCGCUUUCAAUGGAGCUUUGCCUUUGUGCACCAUUACAAGAAAUAUGCUGGCUUCGUACAGGUGCUCGAACCAUCUCCACGAGUUCCUUACAUGGUUGGCUUCACCAUGCCCACGAGAAGCGCGGAUCCUGCCACGAAUGCUUUGUAUCAUCUGUGCUUGAUGAAGCCGAGCAGAGUGUGCAAAGGGUGUUGCGAAGAUGUGGCUUGGCUAGCAGGUCAUGUGUUGUCAUCUGUGGCUGGGUCACAGCAAGGCAUACUCUUUGGAUACACAAAGCCUGCCGGGCAAGCUCAGCCUUCCAGGGGCGAGCGACGUUUCACAGAAGCGUGGAAAGCUUGGGAGGCAUUGCAACUGACCCGAGCAGAGCGUGCUUGGGCAAAGUUGAAACUGGAGCGUCGUGUGGGCGUUCUGGAUGAUGUGGCGCCAUUCCGAGAAUGGUAUGUGCCUGGUUGCAACAGAAAGACCAUUGUGCAGUCAUCAUGGCUUUUGCCUUGGUUGCGAGGCGGUUUUCGGCAUUGCUAUAAAGGUCCCUGGGGACAAAAGAGGAGGACGCGAUCCGACAUCAAUCCGAUAUACAGCAAGGCGCAAUUUGUCAAGCUGCAUCCCACAAGUGUGGGGGUACUGCCAGCAUUGCCACAUGUGGUCGCAGUUUGCAUUCUUCGUUUUGCUGGGAAUGUGAAAGGUGAAGGGAAUGAAGAUGUGGUUAUAGCAGACACACUUGAUGCCCAGGACAAGGCUGCGUCAAGUUGCAGAACAGAUGCCCAGAAGACGGUGGUCAGAACAGGCACCGGGGUUCAUGUGAACCAAUUGUUUCCCGAAGAGUUUGGUGCCAGCAUCACAGCAGAGGUGUCAUGGAAUAUGGAUUUGCUUGCUGAAGCUCGCAAAAGACCACGCCCAAAUGCAGUCGCUGUCAGCAACGAAGACGAAGAUGAUGAUGCGGGUGGAGCUGUCGUGGGAAAACUGUUGGCCGCUGAAGGAGAAACCCCGGGCGGAGAAGCAGGAGAUGAUUAUGAUGUUGUAGUGGAGCAGCCAUAUUCCGAGGAAAAAGGCUUACAGUAUAAACCGCACCUGGAAAUACAAGAUUGCGAUGUCCUUGAGAUUGCUCACAGACUAGAUGGCUGGAGAGACGGGCGAGGUCAAAAAGACAAUGUCUUGAAGUUUUUCCAGAACUUUCGCGAUUUUUACGCUGAAGAGUUAAAGGCAGCAUGCCCUUGCGAGAUGAGGAUGCAAAAACAGUUCUGUGGUACAGAUGGCAUGAGUUUGGCAGACUGGAUUUCACAGCGAAAUCAAAUGCUUCGAGCACAGAAAGAGUUGAAGAAUAACCGUGAGAAGACAGGCCCAGGCGGUGGAGAAUCUGAAUCGGAAGAUGAUAUACAGAGUCGUGUGAUUACCAGUGAAACAGAUGUGCCGAAAAUUCAUGUAGUAUUCACUUUCGAAAAUGCCAUUGAAUCGCCAGCUGAGAUGGCACGCCGGUUGGCGUGUCAAAGUGGGGCAGCUUGGGACAGACAGCAAUAUGAAAUGAUCAUUUGUUGCGUGUGGCCUUUGCACCGGGUCUGGGAAUAUGCUCUCACAGAGCGUCGUCUGAAGGAGUGGAAUUCUGUGGAAGGCCGCUUACAACUCAUCCAGGAUGCGCAGGUUCCACCUGUCCGUGUAUUCGCACAUGGAGCUGGCGGGUCAGGGAAAACUUAUUGCUUGACUAAAGUUGUCAUGGCCGUUUUUCAGUGGUUUAUGCCAGGGCAAUGUCGUAAGCAAGCUUCCACCAACAGUGCUGCUCGCCUGAUCGCAGGCGACACCAUGCAUGCUUGUGCAGGGUUACUGAAAAGUGCAAAGUUUACAGCAGAGGAACCGUCCCGGAAGGUUCAGAACAAGUUGAAAACGACUUGGGGGACUGCUGUCUUUGUUUACAAUGAUGAGGUGGGUGCUGCCGCCCCUGGACUGUAUGGAACUUUGUCGUCUCGUGCAUACUGGGGAAAACGGGCUGCGGGGCAAAUUGAAGAUGUGGGGCCGAAACAAGCACCUUUUGGAAAUCCUUUGCUACAUGUUGACGCAGGUGACUUUGCCCAGCUCCGGCCAGUGCCGAAAGGGAGCCCUAGCCUCAUGGAAGCAUUUCUAAUGUCCCGCAAAGAAUAUGCGAAUGAAGGCCGCGUGCGGCCAUUGACCGACAUGGAGAUGUUAGGCCUGAAAACUUUUGAUUUGGUUGCGGAGACCUGCGUAGAGUUUAAAGGGACCUACCGAUUCAAGGAAAACGAUCCCUUGAUCCGUCUGCUGCAGAUUAUGCGCACUGUCGGCGGCGCAGAAGUACCAGAGACAUUGAGGCAACAAAUCUUGAGUCGUAUUCAAUUGGGUGGCAAAGAUCCACGAGCAAAGCUAUUCUAUAGAUUCCCUAAAUCGGUGCUUGGAUCGGAUGUUUUUUCAGACAAUAACUUUUGCAACGGGAUGCACAGUGCGGUGAACUGGGAGCAGGUUUCGCGGAUGCAGCAAGUGUGGGCUGCCCGCAACGCCCGUGCUAGUCGGGGUCCGCAAGCUUUGCAAAAUAGCCGUGCAGGAGAACCACAGUAUUAUUGGGAAACCUUUUGCCCGUAUUUGAGUCGCGCGCAUUGGAGAAUGGCGCCGGUGUUCGAAAAAUGUCUGGGAAGGCUAUCGGCAUCUCGUGGCCAACUUCUGUUCUUAUCACAACGUGUUGACAGAGCACAAGCACAGCAACAUGCUCAUGACAAGGCUUUGCUACGCAGCGCUCUACGGCAUGUGAACAUGACUGAUACAGGGAGGCAACAGGAGAAAUAUUACAGAUUGGCUUCCACGAAGAAGAACGGUAUGGUUUACCUCGUCAGUUGCACAGGCGUGUACUUGGUGGAGCCUACCAAUGCUGACUGGGAUUUGCAAUACCAAGCAACUGCCAUAGUCAACCAUCCCAAUGAAGUGCCGAAGCGCAAGAAAGUCCCUAGAAUCAAGGUUGGCCUUCGAAGUUCUCAGCUACCCAUAGCUCCAGCUGGGGUAGGAACCUUUAACAACAUGCAAGGUAAAACGGCCAAAGAUGAGAAAUCAGUGCCAAUGGGCCAUACUAUUGACCUGAAACUGCUGGAUGGCAAUGAUGACAAGUGGUUGCACUACUACAUGAUUCUUGGAAGGGCCACGUCCCUCGCAACAACCUUGCUGUUAAAUUUUCCGGAGGAUGCAAAUGGGGAACCAGAUUGGACCAUUUUUGAAAAUGGCCCUCCCGAGUAUUUGAUCCAUGUCUUUGCUGAAUUGGAGAAACGAUACGAAAAGACCCAAAAGCUUGUGACGCUGCGCCAAGCAGAUCUGAAAAUCUUUCCUUCUUUCGCUUGCCUGCCAGCUCGGCAUAAAGGUCUGGGAAACGAAUAUGUGUACAACACUGCUGAGUGGGAUGCUGCCGUGGCGCAGCGGUCGCAGAAGAGAAAACCGGACAGCAGCCACCGGAACUUAGCGGAACGUUUAGAGAGACGGGCAGAGGAGCCGCCGAGAAGAAAACGGAAAUAG